AGGAGGCGGAGGAUGGAGAGGAACAGCCGUAUAGAUAGUUCUGGAGACCUGACACAGAGUGCAGAUGAAGACUGCUUCCUAGAUGCCCCACUUUUGCCCUCUCAGAAGCUUCAGUCUGUGAUCAGGCCGCACUUUCACCCAGUGCCAACGGUCUGCAUCUCCAUACUUUUGGCCUUGAUAAAUUUGGCGUAUGUGACACUUGCUGUGGUGGCUUUUUAUUUUUGUUUGUUUUCUGGAAAAAAAAAGGAAUGCAAUCAAUCAGUUGCUCCAUUUAAUUUAAGUACUGUGUUAGUCAUUUCAAAACUCAUCCUUUGGCUGCUUCAUGUAGUGAAUGAGCGGUUUGCCCAUCACCAUCACUGCAAAGCUAAAAACAAAGGCUUCCUUCACUUAUACAGAUCCACGAGGCACCUCAAAGGUCUUCCUCUCAUUAUACAUUCCACAGGCAAUGCAGCUCUACUUCUGAUACUCUCUGUUCAGGAUUCCAUCUCAAGCAACAGGCAGUUAUAUCCUUGUCUCAUCCUGAGUGUUUUACUGCUGGAGCUGAUCUUGUCUGUGAUAUGUCUCAUAAUUUACACAGUGAGGAUUUACAGAUUUAACAAACGUAAACCUAGACCAGAUAUUAUCGAAGAAGAGAAGAUUAAUGCAUACGAAGGUCAUGUAAAUCCAGAAAUUGGAUUCAGGCACCGUGCAAGUUUAGAAGAAGUUGUCGAAAAACAAGGUGACACAAUAGAAUACCUUAAGCAUCACAACGCGUUGCUGAGCAAACAGUUACUUGCUCUGACAUCAAAUCAAGAUUAGAAUUACAGCUUCUCUGCAAUACCAGCAUGCUGGUGAACUUUUCCCUUUAGCCCAAUAUGUAUUUUUUUUUUUUCGGAUCACAGUCAAAUGUAUGAAGUUGAUAAUUCCAGUAUUAAGCCAAUAAUUGUCAUGUCGAUAAAUUAUUUUUUCUGUUUUAAUUUGGUUUUGUUUUUUAUAUAACUUUUUCUGUUUUAAUUUUUUGGGUUUUUUUUUUUUUACUUUGCAUGUAACCAUGUGACUUUUUGUUGGCCUGUUGUGAAUAAUACAGUGUAAAUAACAUAUAUAUAUUUUGGUUGUUGCAAAGAUGUCUGAACUUUUUAACUGUGAGUAUUAUGGGUAAUGGCACACUGGGCGAUUUCGAAUGUUUUUUUAUCUCUACGGAUGGGGUGAAAAAUACAUGAAAUGCCACCCACCAUUCACAUUGUGUGUGUGGGGGGGGGGUGCAGUCAGAUGACAGGCGCUUUAUUAAUUCAAAAUGGAGCACUGAGCAUUGACUCUAGGUAAUUCUCAUUCAAAGUGAAGGGGGUGUUGAUUGCAAGCAUUACACUCCCACCCAUGGAACUACAGAAAAACUCUAUAAAACACUCAAAAUUCCAGUGCUCUAUUACCCUAAGGGCUACUUAACAGGCAUCGAAAUGCUGCUACUUGCCCAUGCUUUCCGUAUAGCGUCCUGCAAAUACCUUGGGUCUAUGGCACAUGCAAUAUUUUAAUUGCUUCUGCAUGUGGCUGUGGUUAAAAUAUUGCUAUUUGCAUGAGAUUAAAUCCCAUUCAGUCCAAUGGGAAGCACCAUGGGUUGCUUGACACCGACUACUAGUAAUCAAAAAUACGCAAGCACGUCUUUUUCAGUUAGUAGUUGGUGGCAAGGUUACCUGCAGGGCUUCUCAUUCCAGUGAACAGGAGGCAUUUGGGUGGACUUGGCAUCCUUUACCACUACAAGCAGAGGCAAUCAAAAUGCUGUGUGAUCCAUGAGCCUACAGGUAUUUUCAGGAUGUCAAUUACCAUGUUAAAAAUCAUAUUUUUAAAAUAAGAAUAUGUGUUACAAAGUUUACAACUCGCUGUUAAUAGCAAAAAAAAGUCACGUGUAAAAAAAAAAAGCAUCUGUAGAGGAAUCCUAGUAAUCAACACACACGAAAAAGUAAAAUAAAAACUUUUGGAAAGCAU
Molecule: messenger RNA, 1959 nt
Organism: Xenopus laevis (African clawed frog)
Lineage: Eukaryota; Metazoa; Chordata; Amphibia; Anura; Pipidae
Gene: tmem192.L
Product: transmembrane protein 192 L homeolog
Cellular component (GO): late endosome; lysosomal membrane
Source: RefSeq, marked provisional